This is a messenger RNA of Mytilus californianus (California mussel), 3259 nucleotides long. RefSeq names its product ubiquilin-1-like. Gene Ontology annotation, molecular function: polyubiquitin modification-dependent protein binding. The coding region runs from base 29 to 1765 and encodes 578 amino acids. The record is from RefSeq and is a predicted model, not a curated record. Lineage: Eukaryota; Metazoa; Mollusca; Bivalvia; Mytilida; Mytilidae. Gene Ontology annotation, biological process: ubiquitin-dependent protein catabolic process. Gene Ontology annotation, cellular component: cytosol. The transcript is spliced from 15 exons.
AAUAGUGACAGGUCAAAAUACAGACAUUAUGGCGGACGAACGAAUGGAUGAGUCUCGUAAAACCAUGAAAAUCACGGUUAAAACACCGAAAGAAAAGCAGGAAAUGGAAAUUGAUACUCAUGCCCACGUUAAGGAGUUACGAGAAAUGGUGUCACAAAAAUUUAGUGCACCAGUUGAACAGCUUUGUUUGAUAUUUGCUGGAAAAAUACUGAAAGAUGAAGACACUCUAGAACAGCAUCAAAUAAAAGAUGGUUUGACAGUUCAUCUUGUGAUAAAAUCAUCAAACAGGUCACAAGAACAAGCUGCACAGAGAGCUGCCCCUGCAUCCAGUCCAUCAGCUGGAGGAACAACAAUACCUAGUUCUACACCUGGGUCGCAGCCUGAUGUUGGACAGACCCCAUUUGGACUUGGUGGCCUAGGAGGUUUAGCAGGGCUUGGUAACUUGGGAAUGGGAUCAGCAAAUUUUAUGGAGAUGCAACAAAGAAUGCAAAGAGAGAUGAUGGGUAACCCAGAUAUGUUACGACAGAUGAUGGAUAAUCCCAUGGUCCAAUCUCUGAUGUCCAACCCUGACGUGAUGAGACAAAUGAUUACUAGCAAUCCACAGAUGAGAGAAUUAAUGGAGAGAAAUCCAGAGAUAACACACAUGCUGAACAACCCAGAACUUAUGAGACAGACAAUGGAACUAGCAAGAAACCCAGCCAUGAUGCAGGAACUGAUGAGAUCACAAGAUAGAGCCAUGAGUAAUUUAGAAAGUUUACCCGGUGGAUUCAAUGCCUUACAAAGAAUGUACAGAGAUAUACAAGAACCAAUGUUGAAUGCAGCACAGGAAGGAAUGGGACAAAAUCCAUUCUCUGCUUUAAUAGGUAGAGGAGGAGGAACAGAGAGUGAACAACAGGGUAGAGAAAAUACAGAUCCCUUGCCAAACCCCUGGGCUCCAGGAUCAACUCAGUCAUCUAGCACCCCCUCAACAACAACAACCCCAGCCACAUCUUCUGGGACAUCAUCAACACCUAGACAGCCACAAGGAAUGUUUGAUAGUCCUGGAAUGCAAAGUUUAAUGUCCCAGAUUACACAAAACCCACAGUUAAUGGAAAAUAUGUUACAAGCUCCAUACAUGCAGGCCAUGUUGCAGAAUUUAUCUUCAAAUCCAGAAAUGGCACAAAAUAUGUUAUCUGCUAAUCCAAUGUUUGCUGGUAACCCACAGUUACAGGAACAAAUGAGAACACAGCUACCUAAUAUGGUGCAACAGUUACAAAAUCCAAAUGUACAAAGUUUUUUGACCAACCCCAGAGCAAUGCAGGCCAUGAUGAGAAUUCAGGAAGGAAUGCAAGAACUUGAACAAGAAGCACCAGGAUUGUUUCCAGGGAUGAAUCCAUUGCUAACAAGACCUCAACAAACAACAACAGAUACACCUACCACAGGAUCAACAUCCACCUCCCUGACGAGUCCAACAUCACCGUCAACAGAUAGUACCUCAACCACCACAACAGCAGAUACUACAACAUCAACAACUACCACCACCACAUCAGCACCAGCACCAGUACCAGGACAAAGUCCAGAACAGAUGUCAAAUUUAAUGGCCCAUAUGAUGAGUCUAAUGGCCCAAGGAACUAAUAAUCAACCACCAGAACAGAGAUAUGCUACAGAAUUAGAACAGAUGGCUGCUAUGGGAUUUAUUGAUCGAGAACAGAAUCUCAGAGCAUUGACAGCUACCAUGGGAAAUGUAAAUGAUGCUAUAGACAGAAUUUUAUCUUCUAGAAGCUGAAUCUUAUUGUUUAGUAUUAUUGUAAAUGUGAAUUAUUUGUGUUAUAAAACUUCAUUUUCUGAAUACUUCAAAUCUUAUCUAGAUAAAAUUGAUUAGCUGUAAACCCAUGCUAUUUUUGGUCUUUGUGGUAAAAACUUCUGCAAAGACAUCAGUGUCCGUGUUUAAUGAUUUCAUAUAGUGUCAAUAUUCAUCAACAGACUGGAAACAGAUUCAUUAUGUUAUGUCACAUAUUUGCAGUUUCCAUAUUUUAAAAUAGAGUUAUUAUAUAUAUUUCAAUUUGUUUUAUACAUGUAUCACUGUAAAAAACUGUUUCAAUUAAAAUCCAACAACUUGCUUAAACAUCACACAUGGUUUGAGUUUCAUGAAGCAACUAAUCCAAUGCAGAAAUUUAUCAGUCAAUUACAGAUUUUUCAUAACUUAGUUUAUUUAUAAUUUUUAGGGAAAUCUUAUGAGGGCUAGACCAUGGAAUGUAAUAAUUAAUCAGAGAGGUUUAUAUAAUGAAAUGAGAUUUGAAUUGCCCAUGAUUUAAACAGAACAAUUGAUAGAAAUAUAACUCAGUUUAAUUUUAAAUUUUAUAUCUGUCCUUAGAAUUAAUUAAAAUUAUCUUAUUUUCUAUCAAAAUGUCUUAUUGAACCAUUAAAUUCUUGAACCCAUUGACCAUUCAUGGUUUUUUAAUGCCAGAUUAUUUGUAUCUGCAGGACAAAGGAUUCAUAAUAGACUCUUAAUUGAAAAGAUUAUCAUUUUUAAUAUGUUUUUCCUGGUUGCUAUAGGUAGACAAUAUUUUAGAUGUCAGACAAUCAAUGGUACCACAAACAUAAUCUGUAUACAUAACUUGUACAAAUAGGUUUCAACAGGAUCCUGGAUGUCCUUUAUCAUUGUUUGAAGCUCAUCCUUAGUUAAUUCAGACCAGAAUUUCUUGCAAAAGUAACAAUUUUUUUUUAAUUUAUGCCACACUUUCUCCAAUUUUUCCUGUGUACCAAAUCUUGAGAAGGUUAGAACAGGGUAUCACAUGCACAUUUCUAUUAUGAUAUACUUGUAGACUGAUAUGUGAUGCAAUAUAAUAUAUGACUAAAAGGAGAUGUGGGGUGCCCAAGUUAAUAAGUUCAUCCUAUAUAUUAUUUACAGGAUAAUAUUUGUAUACAUGAUAUAUAUCUAAAAUACAAAAACAUGUUCCAUGGAAUUUUCGAUAUUUUUGGAUAAUGAAAAUAUAGUGACAUGAUAAUAUAUUCAAACUUAAAAGUCAAUGAUCUUUUGUUUCUUAUUAAGAAACACAGCAAGUAAAGGAUUUGAAAAAAAAUUAAAUUAAGCGUUUUCAAACAAAAUGAUUCAUGGUUAUGAAGAUGAAAAACACUAUUUGAAAACAUGCAAAUGUAAUUAUUGAUUUACUGCAGAAGACAGACUCGAACACUUUUGUAAUUUCUGAAAGUAUUGAAGAACAAGACAGUUUUCAGUUAUUCAAAGCAUUUAGCUUGAUAAAGUGUUCAUUUUGUGUGU